Molecule: messenger RNA, 1015 nt
Organism: Nasonia vitripennis (jewel wasp)
Lineage: Eukaryota; Metazoa; Arthropoda; Insecta; Hymenoptera; Pteromalidae
Gene: l(1)10Bb
Product: protein BUD31 homolog
Exons: 3
Coding region: 279-713 (144 amino acids)
Biological process (GO): mRNA splicing, via spliceosome
Cellular component (GO): nucleus; spliceosomal complex
Source: RefSeq, a predicted model, not a curated record
UGGCAACACCGACCAUUCUCAUAAAUAACUGGUACAAAUAAGUACAAAAAUGCAUUCAUCAUAAACGAUACUACAGUUAUACCAACAUAACCAACAAGCGUAUUUGAUGCGUUCUUAAAGACGACCAAUAUAUCCUUACAACAGCUGAUGUAUAUACUAUAUUUGUCUUCAUCUCCGCGUUUUGACGACUCCGUUGUGUUGACCGAGUGAAUAAAACAAAAAUUAACCUUUUAAUUCAUUGUUUAUUGGAAGUCAAUUAGAAAAUCUCGACAAUCAACAUGCCAAAAGUAAGACGAAGUAAGAAGUCACCUCCCGAUGGUUGGGAGUUAAUAGAACCCACGCUUGAAGAAUUAGAGGCCAAGAUGAGAGAAGCUGAAACGGAACCUCACGAGGGAAAACGCAAACAAGAGUCCUUGUGGCCUAUCUUUAAAAUCCACCAUCAAAAAUCGAGGUAUAUUUAUGACCUCUAUUAUCGUAGAAAGGCUAUUAGCAGAGAGUUAUAUGAUUUCUGCAUCGCAGAAAAAGUUGCCGAUCCUAAUCUCAUAGCCAAAUGGAAAAAAAUAGGCUAUGAAAACUUGUGUUGUUUGCGAUGUAUACAGACAAGAGAUACAAAUUUUGGCACAAACUGUAUUUGUCGUGUUCCAAAAGGAAAACUGGAGGAAGGUAGAAUUGUUGAAUGCAUCCAUUGUGGAUGCCGUGGUUGUUCCGGCUGAACAAACAGCAAGUACAUAUAAUUUAGGACAAUUAAGUGACUGUAUUUUUUCAUAAGGAUUCUCAAUUUUUGUCUUUUAUUUUACUGCGGCAUUGUAGCUAUAACUGAUAUUCAUUUAAGUAAUAUAUUCAUGGUUGAACUUAAAUUUGGGACUUUUUACCUUUAACAAAACCCUUGGUCAUACUUUAUGACGAAUGCAUGACAAAAGUGUGAUGUAUGUUCUUUGACAAGAAUUUUCCUUUGUAUGUGUUAGCGUGCAUAAAAAAAACGUGUAGAGAUAAAAACAGUUGCAUUAUUUUUAAA